UCGUGUUUAAUCACACAUUUAUAAUUAAUCGAAUAAGAAAACGAGUGCGUUUAAUUUUCACUCAAUACUGUUAAGAGGGUAGCGUCACUAAAUUGUUUCAAGAAAAAAAUAAUUGAAAAAGAAGUAAUUAAAAAAUGUUAUCUGAAGAUGGACGUCUGUCGAUGGGAGAUGAUGUUAGAGACGGCAAGAGAAAAAUAGAAGAAUUUGGAGGUUUAUAUUCCUUAGAUCACACCGCACCAUCGUCAAGAUCUUUGAACGAUUCUACAGGACAAGAGGGUGCAUUUAAGAAGAUCAAAUCCGAGCAAUCUCCCGUUACAGGUUCAAGCCUUGGUACCGGAAGUUCUGCUUCUUCACACAACCCUAGCACGUGUCCAACACCCGCUAGGCGGCGCCACCGGACGACCUUCACCCAAGAACAACUUCAAGAAUUAGAAGCGGCGUUCUCUAAGAGUCACUAUCCUGAUAUAUACUGUAGGGAGGAGCUAGCCAGGAUCACAAAACUAAAUGAAGCUCGGAUACAGGUUUGGUUCCAAAAUCGACGGGCAAAGUAUAGGAAACAAGAAAAACAACUGGCAAAGUCGCUUUCUCCCGUCAUUCCGUCUUGUAACAGCAUGAUGAGGAAUAUAUACCCUUCAAACAAUCGACCGUACGGCACAUAUCCAAGCCCUGGAAGCAUGAACAAUAUGGCUCGCUACCCACAAAUGAACACAUCUUAUUCACCCGUGGCACAGUUCCCAAGUAUGAACACCAUGCAAUCCAACAUGGCAGCUAGCAUGCCAAGACAAAUUCAACAGUUUCCAGGAAUGACGUCAGAUUAUAAUUUGGAAGUCCACGAGGACGACUGGUACAACAAAAGCCUGACAGCAUUGCGCAUGAACAAUUCACAUCCGGGUCUCGGAAAUCCCAUGUUGCAGUACCAAGUGUAAAAGGCGGGAAAAUUCCAGUUUUUUUCAAAAAUGUAAAAAAGGAUUUUGGUGCAAUAGUGCUUAGCGUCACGGAAUAAAAUAUUGGAUCUAAUAUUUACUAAAUUCUUCAGUGUAAGAGUGGUAUGAUUUUAACAGUUGAUAUUUGUGUGAAAAAUAUAGACGCAUAGCUGUAAAGUUUGGUGGAUACCACUUGAAGUUUGUAUAUCAUAAGUCAGAUCAUAUUAAAAUAAAUAUGGAUUGUAAAUUUAUAUCUUAACAGUUUAAAUAUUCAUCAGACUUUAAGAUAUAAAAUGAAGAAUGACUUACAGAAGUUGUAAAAGAAAGACAUUCUUAUCUUUAAAUAAUGUAUAUUUGUCAUUUUAUAUAACUUACUAUUGUAUUUUGUCACAGAAAAUGAUUUGUUUAUUUGAUAUUAAAUGUCUAAAAUAUAUAUACAGACGUCGUAUUUUCUAUCGUAGGAAAUAUAUCUAAACUGUGAGAUUUAGCACUCUUUUUUACAAUACAUGUAUCAAGUAUUUGUCAUUAUACUUAAUGCUAGCACAAAUGGAUCUUAUGAAUGUGAUCAUUCUUUAUUACUUAUUCAAAUUAUUUAUCAAUUCUUUUGUUU
Messenger RNA from Ruditapes philippinarum (Manila clam), 1533 nucleotides. RefSeq names its product homeobox protein unc-42-like. Gene Ontology annotation, biological process: regulation of transcription by RNA polymerase II. The record is from RefSeq and is a predicted model, not a curated record. Gene Ontology annotation, molecular function: DNA-binding transcription factor activity, RNA polymerase II-specific; RNA polymerase II transcription regulatory region sequence-specific DNA binding. NCBI's taxonomy places the organism in Eukaryota, Metazoa, Mollusca, Bivalvia, Venerida, Veneridae. The coding region runs from base 135 to 926 and encodes 263 amino acids. The transcript is spliced from 4 exons.